This is a messenger RNA of Tachyglossus aculeatus (Australian echidna), 912 nucleotides long. Its product is annotated as olfactory receptor 14J1-like. NCBI's taxonomy places the organism in Eukaryota, Metazoa, Chordata, Mammalia, Monotremata, Tachyglossidae. The transcript has 3 exons. Gene Ontology annotation, cellular component: membrane. Bases 1 to 912 code for a protein of 303 amino acids. Gene Ontology annotation, molecular function: olfactory receptor activity. The record is from RefSeq and is a predicted model, not a curated record. Gene Ontology annotation, biological process: G protein-coupled receptor signaling pathway.
AUGUCAAACUGCACCACGGUGAUGGAAUUCUUCCUGCUGGGGUUCUCGGCGGUCCAGAAGCUGCAGCUGGUCCAUGCAACGCUGUUUCCCCUGCUCUACCUAGCGGCCCUGAUGAGGAAUCUCCUCCUCGAUGCCAUCACCACCCUAGAUCGAUCCGUAUCUUUCCUGGGCUGUGUCCUUCAGGUGUUUUUCUUUAUCUCAUUUGCAUCGUCAGAGAGCACCCUCCUUACGGCGUUGUCACAUGACCACUAUGUGGCCAUCUGCUGCCCCCUGCACUACGAGGUCAUCAGGAACCCAAGGGCUUGUUGGAAGAUAGCCGCCACCUCCUGGCUCAGCGGAGGCCUCUCUGGCAUCAUGCACUCGGCCACAAUCUCCUUUCUACCUUUCUGGGGAAGUAUUGUCGUCCGCCAGUUCUUCUAUGAAAUUCCCCAGCACAUGAGACUCUCUGGCUCUGAGGACAUGCUGCAGGAAGUGGGGGUCUGCACAUUCCUUACCCUGUUGUCUUUAAUCUGCUUUACGUUCAUUGGCAUCUCUUACGUUCAUCCUUUCUGGGCCGUGCUGAAUAUGCUAUCAGUCGAGGGCCGGGUCAAAGCCUUCUCCACCUGCCUGCCUCACCUUGUCGUCGUCAUCAUAUUUCUCUCCAUGAGCAGCUUUGAGUAUCUGAAGCCUCCUUCAAAUUUUCCCUCGACGCUGGACCUGCUGGUGAAUCCGGAACCAGUAAGCUUCCGCGGGGCCCGCGAGGGAUGCGGGUGCAGGAUGAAGGCCUCGGGCACCGAAAGUGGGCCGGCCGGCCGCUCGGUCGGGGGUCGGAGCGGUUUUGGGGGCGCCCCCUCACCCCCAGUCGGGGGGCUCCUCCUUGGUCCUCCUCCUGCCUCCCCAUUGGGGGCCCGGGUCCCUCCUUCGGGGGUCUAG